Entrophospora sp. SA101 is the source of this 441-nucleotide messenger RNA. NCBI's taxonomy places the organism in Eukaryota, Fungi, Glomeromycota, Glomeromycetes, Entrophosporales, Entrophosporaceae. The record is from the annotation of a GenBank genome assembly.
AUGUCAACACUUAAAGAACUCAUCCAGACAAAUCCUGAACAAAAACAACUUUCAAACCUUUUGAGAUUUGAUCGUAGGCAAUUCAAUGAGUCAAUUGUUUUGUUAAGAAAAUAUUACGAUGCUGUAAUUGACGCAAAAGAAGUAGGCAAUAAUCCAAUUCAACAAGCGUUAGCUCUAGCACAAGAAGAUAUGAAAACUGAAGACCCCCAGAAAGUUCAAUAUGCUUUGAUGAUUUUUACUUCUCAUCAUCCUGAUGCACGUAAAAGUGGACUUCGUAUUCCACCAUUAACCCAUCGUGCUCCUGAAAUCAGUAUACCAAAAGCGAUUGCUCCCUCUUCUCCAAGUGUUGGUUCUUCAAUUAGUCAUUUAAUGAAGUAUUAUCAUGACGAUCCUAAUCUUAAUGAACAUCACGAACAUUGGCAUAAUACAAAUGAUCGCUAG